UGACUAUUUUUUCUCCCAAAUUCUCUUCACCUUUCCUGAGAGCGAUUAGGGUUUUGCAUUUUGGUCUGGUGGGUCUGUUCUUAAGAAGAAACUGAAACAAAAAUGGGAGCGAGUAGAAAGCUACAGGGUGAGAUUGACAGAGUUUUGAAGAAGGUUCAAGAGGGAGUCGAUGUCUUCGACAGCAUCUGGAACAAGGUCUACGAUACAGAGAAUGCGAAUCAGAAGGAGAAGUUCGAGUCCGACUUGAAGAAGGAGAUCAAGAAGCUCCAGCGAUACCGCGACCAGAUCAAGACUUGGAUUCAAUCCAGCGAAAUCAAGGACAAGAAGGUUAGUGCCUCUUAUGAGCAGGCCCUGGUCGAUGCUCGCAAGCUUAUUGAGCGUGAGAUGGAAAGGUUUAAAAUAUGUGAAAAGGAGACUAAAACAAAGGCAUUUUCUAAAGAAGGUUUGGGCCAACAACCAAAAACUGAUCCAAAAGAGAAGGCUAAAUCAGAGACAAGGGAUUGGUUGAACAAUGUGGUUGGGGAGUUGGAAUCUCAGAUUGACAACUUUGAAGCUGAGCUCGAGGGGUUAUCCGUUAAGAAAGGAAAGACAAGACCGCCUAGACUGACUCAUUUAGAGACAUCGAUUACUCGACAUAAGGCUCAUAUAAUGAAGUUAGAAUUGAUUUUGAGGCUAUUGGAUAAUGAUGAAUUGAGUCCUGAGCAGGUCAAUGAUGUUAAAGACUUCUUGGAUGACUAUGUCGAACGUAACCAGGAGGAUUUUGAUGAGUUUAGUGACGUUGAUGAGCUUUACAGUUCAUUACCAUUGGACAAGGUAGAGGCUCUUGAAGAUCUUGUUACAAUUGGACCUCCUGGUCUUGUCAAGGGUGCACCAAGUCUUGGCUUGAAGACUUCUUUAGCAGCAUCAGCAACUCAAAUGCCCGUUGCAGCAACAUCAAUUCACCAACAGAGUAGUUCUGUCCAAGAACCAGUUGAAGACACAGCUUCCCCGGACAGUAUUCCAGAGACUGUUCCUAUAACUCCACCUUCUAAAAGUAGUGUACUGGGUUCUUCAACUGCAACUACUCCAGUUGCAAGUAAUGCAACUUCUGCACCCGUAAAUAUUCCAUCUCAUAAUUUCCCUGCGGUACCUACUGCUUCCUCCAUCCUGUCAGGUUCAAAUUCUGUCCGCGUCACUGAGAGCACCAGAGCCACUAAUUCUUUAUCUCCUGGAAAUCUUUCUCCUUCGGUGAAGGAAGAAGAAUUAGGAAGCUUUCCCAGUCGUAGAUCAUCUCCAUCUUUCACAGAUGCUGGACUUGUAAGAGGCAUUGGUAGAGGCGGAAUCUCGAGUCAACUGUCAUCUAGUGCCCCCCUUAGUUCCAACAAUGUAGUACCUGGCAGUAGUGCCCUUGGCGUUGUCCCAUCAACGUCUGACAUUGCAAAGAGAAACAUUUUGGGAGUCGAAGAGAGAGUUGGCAGUAGCGGCUUGGUGCAGUCACUUCCCUCGCCUCUAAGUAAUAGAUUGAUCUUGCCUCAAGCUGCUAAGAGCAACAAUGGAACUGGUUCACUUGAUUCUGGUAAUGUUAGUGAGGCUACUGCUUUAGCUGGACGAGUGUUAUCACCUACUAUGGUCUCGGGUAUGCCAUGGAGACCAGGAAGUGAAGCGUUUCGUGGAAGAACUGAAGUAGAACCUGAUCAGAGGGAGAAAUUUUUGCAGCGGCUACAACAAGUGCAGCACAAUAACCUUCUUGGUCAUAAGCAGUUUUCUGCGCAACAGCAAAAUCCACUAUUGCAACAGUUUAAUUCUCAAAAUGCUUCUGUCUCUCAAGCUGGUCUUGGACUUGGAGUCCAGACUUCAGGUCUGGGUACCGUUUCAUCUUCCACCUUGCAACAGCAGACAAGUUCUGUCCAUCAACUGUCUACUCAUCCAGCAUUAGUUUCAAAUGGGGCAAAAGAAUCUGAAAUUGGUCAUGCAAAAGUUGAUGAGCAGCAGCAACAAAAUUUACCAGAUGAUUCGGCUGCUGACCAUACAACUACUUCUGGGCUCGGAAAGAACCCCAUGAGUGAGGAUGACUUGAAAGCUCCAUAUGCAAUUGAUUCUCCAGCUGGAGUUUCAGGCUCGUUAACAGAGCUGGCUCAAGUGCCAAGAGAUACUGAUCUCUCCCCCGGGCAACCUUUACAGGCCAAUCAAUCUUCUGGCAGCCUCGGUGUUAUUGGUCGAAGAAGUGUUUCUGACCUAGGUGCCAUUGGUGACAAUGUUACGGUGUCAACUGUAAACUCCGGGGGAAUGCAUGACCAAUUGCACAAUUUGCAGAUGCUAGAUGCUGCUUAUUACAAGCUCCCACAACCCAAAGACUCCGAACGCACAAGGAACUAUACUCCGAGGCAUCCUGCAAUGACUCCUCCUAGCUACCCGCAAGUACAGGCACCAAUUGUUAACAAUCCAGCAUUUUGGGAGCGACUAGGUCUUGAAAAUUACAGCACCGACACCCUUUUCUUUUCCUUUUAUCAUCAGCAGAACACUUAUCCACAAUAUUUGGCCGCCAAAGAGUUGAAAAAGCAGUCUUGGAGAUACCACAGAAAAUAUAACACAUGGUUUCAGCGACACGAGGAGCCGAAAGUCGCCACCGAUGAAUAUGAACAAGGGACUUACGUCUACUUUGAUUUCCAUGUCGCCAAUGACGAUCUAGGAGUUGGGCAAAACCAAGGAUGGUGUCAGCGGAUCAAGAACGAGUUUACAUUCGAGUAUAACUAUCUUGAAGAUGAGCUUAUUGUAUAGAACUUGUGCAGUAGAUGCUACUACAAUUACGUCAUUGUUCAAUUACCGGGUCCAUCUUUUGAUUUUUUUUUCUUCUGUAUCUAGUUAUAUUUACAUUUAUUCAACUUAAUGUCCCAAGUCUUAAGCGAAAUUUCUGUUGAAAAA
This is a messenger RNA of Morus notabilis, 2901 nucleotides long. Its product is annotated as CCR4-NOT transcription complex subunit 3. Gene Ontology annotation, cellular component: CCR4-NOT core complex; P-body; nucleus. Lineage: Eukaryota; Viridiplantae; Streptophyta; Magnoliopsida; Rosales; Moraceae. The record is from RefSeq and is a predicted model, not a curated record. Gene Ontology annotation, biological process: nuclear-transcribed mRNA poly(A) tail shortening; regulation of DNA-templated transcription. Bases 103 to 2757 code for a protein of 884 amino acids. The transcript is spliced from 16 exons.